This is a messenger RNA of Pteronotus mesoamericanus, 438 nucleotides long. It is a transcript of the gene RNASE12, whose product is annotated as ribonuclease A family member 12 (inactive). Gene Ontology annotation, biological process: defense response to Gram-positive bacterium. NCBI's taxonomy places the organism in Eukaryota, Metazoa, Chordata, Mammalia, Chiroptera, Mormoopidae. The record is from RefSeq and is a predicted model, not a curated record. The coding region runs from base 1 to 438 and encodes 145 amino acids. The transcript has a single exon. Gene Ontology annotation, molecular function: nucleic acid binding; RNA nuclease activity.
AUGAUACUAAUGGUGAUAAUUUUCCUGCUGAUUCUAUUCUGGGAAAACGAGCUGUAUGAGGAAGUAGCGGUGUCAACCAUAGAGCACUUGCAUGUGGACUACCCUCAGAGUAACAUUCGUGUAAGGUACUGCAAUCACAUGAUCAUACAAAGAUUCAUCAAGGAACCUGACAGCACCUGCAAGAAGGAGCACGUCUUCAUCCAUGAGAGGCCUCGAAAAAUCAAUAGUGUUUGCACUUCUCCCAAGAAGAUGGCUUGCCAAAACCAUUCCAGCAUUUUAUGCUUCCAGAGUGAGACAAGGUUCAAAAUGACGGUCUGUAAGCUCAUUGAAGGUGUCAGGUAUCCUGCCUGCAGGUACCACAUUUCCCCGAUGGAGGGAUUCAUUCUGGUCACUUGCGAUAAUAUAGGGCCAGUUACUUUCCAGAAAUAUGUUGAAUAA